GCUUCCCUUUGUUUUUCUUCUUAGUGUCACAUAGCGAAUAAACGUGGAAAACAUCUUGGUUGCUUGGGUUCAGACGUGAACAAUCUCAUCAAGAACAUGCGAAAUCUCUCCCAGAUUUUACACAUCUUUUCGUUUUCGCCAGUCUGAAAGCCUCGAUUUUCAGAUCAUUGUUUGUUUACCCACCGACAAGUGAAUCCAGAUCGUGCAAUCGAAUCUAUGAGCGCGUGAAUCAGUGGUCUGAUGCAUCUAACGAUGGCGCCCCCACGGAGUCUGACCAGAGAUGAGGAGUGCGGGGCGGUGUCGGAGGACGAUGAUUCGCCGUCGGGGAAGCGAUCUAAAAUGGAGCGAUUCCCGCUAAGUCGGUGGGAAUUGGCGGUGUCGAUCGGUGUCUUCUUCGUCUUCUCCAUCGGACUCUUAUGUAUCUACCUCACCAUGCCUGCCCCCGAGUUCGGAAAGCUCAAGCUACCGAGAACUAUCGCCGAUCUCCGAUUGCUCAAAGAAAAUCUAGGAAGCUACGCGAAUGAAUACCCGGCGCAGUUCGUACUGGGGUACUGCACCACCUACAUUUUCAUGCAAACCUUCAUGAUACCCGGAACUAUCUUCAUGUCGCUGUUAGCUGGAGCUCUCUUCGGGGUUGUUCGAGGAGUUUUCCUCGUUGUUUUCAAUGCUACGGCCGGAGCUUGUUCCUGCUUCCUUUUGUCGAAGUUGAUCGGACGCCCAGUGGUUUCUUGGCUGUGGCCUGAAAAGUUGAGAUUCUUUCAGUCGGAGAUCGGGAAACGUAGAGAUAAGCUACUGAACUACAUGUUGUUUUUGAGGAUAACACCGACGCUGCCAAAUCUUUUUAUCAAUUUGGCAUCUCCGAUAGUUGACAUUCCCUUCCAUGUGUUCUUUUUGGCAACGCUUGUCGGGCUCAUCCCCGCUGCUUAUAUUACUGUCAGAGCUGGUCUUGCUCUUGGAGAUCUCAGGUCGGUGAAGGAUCUGUAUGAUUUCAAAACGCUGUCAGUGCUCUUCCUCAUCGGCUUGAUCUCCAUAGUUCCAACAAUACUGAAAAGAAAGAAGAUAUACGAAUAGCCAAAACCUAACCCUUCAAUGCCAACCCCUCAGAGAUAUUCGAUUCUUUGUGGUUUCUCCUCGUUGAAGAGGAAACAUGGUAGAAAGCAGAGACCGGAUUUUAUUUCCAAAGAGAAGAAUUUAACCUUAAAAACACAGGUUAUUGGCUCUUGUUUGUGUGUAGCAUCACCACCCGUGCUGUAUGCGGUGAAGAAGACAUUCAAGUCUCAAGAGACAAGAGUGGAGGCCAUCGCAACCAGGGAGGUUUAUUAUCUGAUUCGUUCGGCCCGUUCUCAAUGGGCCAAAUCAUACUCCAUACAAAUAUAAUCCAUAGUUAUGAAACACCCAUGGGCCUUUAACACUCGUCGUUAAAUAAAAUAUUA
Messenger RNA from Tarenaya hassleriana, 1433 nucleotides. RefSeq lists its product as uncharacterized. The record is from RefSeq and is a predicted model, not a curated record. The transcript is spliced from 4 exons. The coding region runs from base 241 to 1071 and encodes 276 amino acids. NCBI's taxonomy places the organism in Eukaryota, Viridiplantae, Streptophyta, Magnoliopsida, Brassicales, Cleomaceae. Gene Ontology annotation, cellular component: endoplasmic reticulum.